Molecule: messenger RNA, 5860 nt
Organism: Dendronephthya gigantea
Lineage: Eukaryota; Metazoa; Cnidaria; Anthozoa; Malacalcyonacea; Nephtheidae
Exons: 28
Coding region: 287-5860 (1857 amino acids)
Source: RefSeq, a predicted model, not a curated record
CACUCUGACUUCAAUCUCAACCCAAGGUCUGGACGGUGGACAAUCGUGGGUUCGGAGUUACACAGUCGCUUCUGGAUUCCGUCGGGACGCUUUGGAGGAAUAUAAAAUUAAAGAUGAGAUAAAGGUUUUUAAUGCAACCAGUGGUCUCACAGUGAAGCAAUAUUUGUAUCCAUUUAUCAUUGCUCGGCAUAUUCGAAUAAAACCGAAGAUUUGCGCUGGAUCAUGUUCGUUGAGGGCGGAGUUUUAUGGUCGAUAUGAAGACCCUCCAAAUUCGAUACAUUUGGGAAUGGAAAGCGGUGCAAUUUUGGACAGUCAACUGACGUCUUCUAGUUUUGAAGAUUGGGAUCGCACCGCUGCAAAGGCUCGAUUGAAUGCCGCAAAAGCUUGGGUUAGACAUCGUACCGAUACUAAGCUUUGGGUGAAAGUAGAUUUUCUUGGUCGAAUAAAAUUAACCGGUGUUUUGACGCAAGGCAGAGGAAUAUACGGCCAUUGGGUUGCAAGCUUUACAAUGUCGACGAGUAACAACGAUGUGGACUAUCCAGUUUACAAGGAAUUUGGGCAAAUUAAGCUUUUUCAGGCGAACUAUGAUGACAAGACUGUCGUUGAGCAACGUUUAACGCGUACAGUUGUAGCCCGUUUUGUUCUUCUGACUUCUAAAACCUGGAAUGCGCUAUCUUCGAUGCGGAUUGAAUUCCAGGGCGAGUAUAUAGUAACGAAUUGGUUUGAUCCCGUGCCCUUGGGAAUGCAAAGUAGAAUGAUCGUUGAUUCGCAAAUCACAGCGUCUUCAUCAAAAUUUUUCCAAUCCGGAGCAUCGAAUGGCAGACUGAAUUUGACUACGGUAGACAACGUAAGAUAUGGAGGAUGGAUUGCGGCUGACUAUGACAGUGACCCUUGGCUUGAAGUUGACUUCAUCGCAAACAUCACUCUCACUUCAAUCUCGACCCAGGGUCUGGAUGGUGGACAAUCGUGGGUUCGGAGUUACACAGUCGCUUCUGGAUUCCGUCGGGACUCUUUGGAGGAAUAUAAAAUUAAAGAUGAGAUUAAGGUUUUUAAUGCAACCAGUGGUCUCACAGUGAAGCAAUAUUUGUAUCCAUUUAUCAUUGCUCGGCAUAUUCGAAUAAAACCGAAGAUUUGCGCUGGAUCAUGUUCGUUGAGGGCGGAGUUUUAUGGUCGAUAUGAAGGCGCUCUGAAUCCGGUAUAUUUGGGAAUGGAAAACGGCACAAUUUUGGACAGUCAGAUAACGGCUUCCAGUUCCGCUAAUUGGAAUCACAGGGCGGCACGUGCUCGACUGAAUAUGAAACCAACAAGCAAAGGUGAAGUUUGGGUGAGGCAUUCUUCUGAUCAUAAGCCCUGGGUUAAAGUAGAUUUCCUUGGUCCAACAAAAUUAAGCAGAAUUUUGACGCAAGGCAGAGGAGUAUCCGACAAUUGGGUUAGUGCGUUUACAAUGUGGACAAGCAAUAACGACGUCGAUUAUCAGAUUUACGAGGAAUUUGGACAAAUUAAGGUCUUUGAAGCAAACUAUGAUAGAAACACUAUCGUUGAGCAGCGCUUAACUCGUACUGUUGUUACACGUUUUGUUCGCCUUAAUGUUGAGCGGUGGGGCGGAGUACCUUCGAUGAGAAUUGAAUUUCAGGGCGAGUACAUAGUUACCGAUUGGUAUGACCCAAUUCCUCUUGGAAUGCAAAAUGGAAUGAUCUUGGAUUCGCAAAUAUCGGCGUCUUCGUCAAAAAGCACAAAGGCUGGCCCAUGGAAUGCCAGACUAAAUUUGACUACAGUAGAAAACGUGAACUUCGGAGGCUGGAUUGUAGCAGAGCAUGACAAGGACCCAUGGCUUCAAGUCGACUUUAUCGCCAACGUUACCGUCACUGCAAUAGCUACCCAAGGUUUGGACGGAGGACAACAAAAGACGUUGAACUACACGGUCUCUUUUGGAUUCGACAGAGAUUUUCUUCAAAAUUAUACCGUGAAAGGACAGAUAAAGAUAUUCCCAGCAGUCCAUGCCGAUGGUUCAUUGAUGAAGCAAGAUUUGUGGCCCCAUAUCACAGCCCGUUUUGUCCGUAUCAAACCAAAACACUGCAUUGAGUUGUGCGCCCUCAGAAUUGAAGUUUAUGGCCGUUAUGAAGACUCCAUGCACUCUCAUGCUUUGGGAAUGGAGAGCAGGAAGAUAAUAGAUAGCCAAGUUUCAGCAUCAUCAAUGCAUGGUUUUGCAUACCGACCUCAGCUGGCUAGAUUGAAUAUUCAGGAGAUACCGGGUGUACUUGCUGGAGGGUGGUGUCCUCGUGAUCACGACACAAAUCCAUGGUUUCAAGUUGAUUUUCUCGUACCUACCAUGGUCGAUCGAGUCGAUACUCAAUGUCGGUCGUAUCGGCAUUAUUGUUGUAAAACGUUCACACUUUCUACAAGUAGUAAUGGCGAAAAAUUCAAUAUGUAUAAAGAAUUCAAUCAUGUCAAGAUAUUUGAAGGAAAUUAUAUACGCGCAGCAAGAAGUGUUGAGCAACGUUUAACACACCCAAUUUUUACUCGAUUCAUUCGCAUAAAUUUCAAAGAGAAAUCAGGGCUUGGAUAUGGACUGAGAUUGGAACUCAUUGGCAACUACAAGGAUACCAAUUGGUUUAACCCGGUUCCGCUUGGAAUGAAAAGUAGAUUGAUUUUGGACACUCAAAUCAUCGCGUCUUCUUCAAACGGUACAAUCGCUGGAGCAUGGAAUGGAAGACUUGAUCUUACUACGAUAGACAACGUCAGAUAUGGAGGAUGGAUUGCGGCAGAUUAUGACAAUGACCCUUGGCUUGAAGUUGACUUCAUCUCGAAUGUAACAGUCACUGCAAUUUCAAUCCAAGGUUUGGAAGGUGGUCAGCACUGGGUCAAAUCCUUUACUGUGAACUUUGGGUAUAAAAAGGAUAUUCAAGAAAGCUACAAAGUUAACGGAAAUCCCAAGGUAUUCUCAGCAAACUACGACAGUAAUUCCACCACAUGGCUCGACAUAUUCCCGCAUAUUAACGCUCGUUUCAUAAGGGUAAAGCCAAAAGAUUGUCAUGGAUUUUGUGCUUUGAGAGUGGAGCUUCACGGUCGCUAUGAAGACUGCAAUGACCCUCAGCGGCUCGGCAUUGCGGAUCACAAAAUACUCGACAGCCAAAUGACAGCAUCGUCGUAUGAAAGUCAUGAAACGUGGGCUUCUCUAGGCAAACUUUAUACAGUUAGAAUAAAGGGAAAAAAUUUGGGAGGCUGGGUGAUGCAUAAUUAUGAUGUAAACCCGUGGAUACAAGUUGAUUUUUUGAAAAACACCAAAAUCACGCAUAUGCUGAGCAGAGGUCGACAGGAUUACAGCCAAUGGGUAACAGCCUUCACAAUUUCUUAUUCUAAUGACGAGAUAAGUUUUUCUGACUACAUGGAAAAUGGUCUUAAAAGGGUAUUUAUCGCCAACUUCGACAGAGUUACGACUGUGAAACAACAUCUUGUGAAUGAAAUCUUUGCUCGAUAUGUGCGUGUCUACUGUACGAAGAAUCAUGAUAAGGCCGCGAUUAGGAUUGAAUUUCUUGGUUGUUCUUGCGAUUCGACUUGGCGCCACUCUGACGCUCUCGGUAUGGAAAAUUUGUCUAUUUUGGAUUCCCAACUGACAGCGUCAUCCAGUCAAUACUACAACGCAACAGCAUCGAAUGCACGACUCAAUUUAAAGACAAAUCCUUCCUCCUAUGGAGCGUGGAUCGCAGCAGAGAACGACAACAAUCCAUGGCUUCAAGUUGACUUCAUCACAAACGUUACCAUCACAGCAAUAGCUACACAAGGUCUGGAUGGUGGACAACACUGGGUGAAGGAAUACUCGAUUGGUUUUGGUCCAGAUAAUAUUCUCUUUACGAACUACGAGGAAGACGGAAAAACUAAAAUAUUCCCAGCUAACUUUGACAGCCGUUCUACCAAACGCCAUGACAUUUAUCCAAAUAUCCUUGCUCGCUUUAUUCGAGUCACCGCCACGGCAUGCGCUGGAUACUGCGCUCUGAGAGUGGAAUUUUACGGCCGUUACGAAGCGUGUGAAAUCAAGAGUUAUUUAGGAAUGGCAAAUCAUGAGAUAUUGGACAGCCAAAUAACAGCCUCUUCCGUUUACGGGAACGACAUUACUGCUCAUCGUGCUUCUUUAGCAAGAAUAAAUCUUACUCAAGUAAUCGGCACACAUUACGGAGCUUGGGCUCAGCACGCGGAUCAAAAUCCCUGGCUUCAAGUGGAUUUCUUGGUGAAGCGUAUUAUUUGCGCCGUGCUAACGCAAGGCCGUCAAGAUUCCUUUCAAUUUGUGAAAACUUACAUAAUGCAUGAGAGCAGCGAUGGUUUGAACUUCGUGGAAUACAAGGAUCGUGGCGCGGGAAAGGUAUUUCAAGCCAACUUUGACAUGAGUACUAUAGUUCGCCAACGUCUUCAGCGAGUCAUUUUCGCCCGUUUUGUUCGAAUUUAUCCAAAGACGUGGCACAUCCAUCUUUCUAUGCGAAUCGAAUUCGAAGGCUGCCGAAAAGCCGUAGAUGAUUGGUUUAAUCCCGUCGCACUGGGCAUAGAGAAUGGCUUGAUCUCCGCGCUGCAGUUGACCGCGUCCUCGGCCCAAAAUUCCUUGUCUGGUGCCAAAAAUUCACGCCUCAACUUGAAUACGAAUCCUGAGAGACAUGGAGGCUGGAUUGCGGCCGAAAAUGAUGUCAACCCCUGGCUUCAAGUCGACUUCUUUACAAACGCCACUGUCACAAGAAUCGACACGCAGGGCUCCGCCAGCAGCAAAAGUCGCGUGACAAGUUAUGCGGCAUCUCUCAGCACGGAUGGACUCAGCUUUCAGGAGUACAAACAAUAUGAUAAAGUUAAGGUGUUCUUGGCGAACUAUGAGGAAAACUCCACAGUAAGACAAGACGUUGUUCCGUCGUUCACCACACGUGUGCUACGAAUCAUCCCAAAAUCCUGGAUUGGUAAUUGUUCAUUACGGAUUGAAGUAUAUGGCCGGUAUGAAGGUUGCAGAGAAGUUAAAGAUCUAGGUGUAGAAAAUAACAAGAUCUUAGAUAGCCAAUUCUCUGCAUCCAGUGAGGCUAGGUAUGGGUUGAGACCAGCUGCAGCUAGAUUGAACCUAGAUGCACUUCCACUGAACGUACGCGAGGGAAUUUUGAAAUCGUGGCUAAAUAAAACGCGACCAUCUGAGAUUGCAAAGCGAUUAAAACUACCGUUACGAACGGUUUUAAAUAUUACAGAAAGGUUUAUCGACAACGAUGGGAAUGUUCAACCAACUGAGCCAGGACAGAGAUUCAGAACUGCUCGAACAGAUGACGUUGUAGCAUUAAUUUUAAAGAGGAUGCUAAAACGGUUAAACCAAGUGUUCUCUGCGAAUAAAGACAGACAUUCCGUUGUGACACAAUUUAUGUUUCCGCCAUUGUAUGGUCGUUUUGUUCGUGUUGAGCCUAAGACCUGGAAUGGAAAAUGCUCGAUUAGAUUAGAGUUUCUCGGGUGUCAUGAAGAUUGUUCCUCUCCAGAGCCUCUUGGCAUGGAAAACAAAACGAUCAGGGACGAUCAAAUUGACGCGUCAUCAAGAUGCAUUCAUCCUAAUGUGCUCGGAAUGGAAAACGGACAGAUACGUGAUCAUCAAAUCAGUUCUUCGUCUGAGAAAUCCGCCUCCGUUUCAGCGAGUAAAGCUCGAUUGAAUAAACACGGCGCGUGGAAGCCUUCGCCGGAUGACGGGAACAAGUAUCUGAGAGUAGACUUCUUAUACCGCACCAUUGUCGUCAGCGUUACCACACAAGGCUUCGUCGAUGCAUGGGCAAGCGAUUAUUCUCUUGCUUACAAAGAAAAUUUUACAUCCUUCAAGACAUACAACGAGGAUAGAGUUAAAAGGGUAGGUUAUUAG